AUGUGGGUUCAGUCACGCUUGUUAUGUAGGGUUAGCAAAGAUAAUUUACUGAGUUUCUACUAUCGUUGCGUGAAGUUUGUUCCACAUCCGCUGAAGCAGGAGAGUGGGGGUGAGGACGCCUUUCUCUCUCUCGUUGGCGUGCAGGCGGUGUUAGAUGGGGUGAGCUGGUGGAAAGAAAAUACUGCUGUGGAUGCGGGGUUGUAUAGUGCGGCUCUUGCUCGAGCGAUGUACAAUUACGUUGAGGAGGAGUUGUUGGGGGAUAAUCCUUCUUCUUCGUUAGCAUUGCUGCAGAAGGCUUACGAUGCAUGUAAGGCUGAAGAGAUUGAGGGUACGUCAACGGCAUUGGUGGCGACACUUCAGCCCCCAACUGAGGAGGAGGUUGCUUUAAUGGGUUUGGAGGACAGACACAAGAACUGUAUUUUAGAUAUUUGUAGUGUGGGGGAUUGCACGGCAUUGAUAGUUCGAAGAGGCAGGAUUGUUUUUAUAACUGAGGAACAAACUCAUGACUUGGAUUUUCCGUAUCAAUUGGGCCAGGGGAGCAGUGACACACCUUGCCGGGGCUUGAAGUACCGUUUCCCCGUUGAGUGUGGCGAUGUACUCUUUUUGGGUAGUGAUGGUGUUUUUGAUAAUCUUUUUCCACAUCGCGUUGCGGAGUUGAUGUGGAAAUUGCUGAAUAAUGUUUGCUUGCGUCAUUUUUCGGGGGUACCAGGGAAGUGGGGAAGGGUGGAGCUCUUUGAGGACACGAUGCACGCUCUCGCGAGGGGUUCCGAGGAUGUCAUACGGGAGGCCUGGAAUUGUGCGAGAGACAUCCAUUCCGAUACACCGUAUGCCCGCAAGGCGGUGGCGGGGGGUGCCUAUUACGAGGGCGGGAAACAAGACGACAUGACACUUUUGGUUUCUGUCAUAGACCAGGAGAGGGACGCGGGAUCUGGCGACCGCAUUGUCCGUGGCGCCGUGAUGAACCCUUAUCCAUACAGGGAUUGGCCAUGA
Trypanosoma cruzi is the source of this 990-nucleotide messenger RNA. RefSeq lists its product as uncharacterized. Lineage: Eukaryota; Euglenozoa; Kinetoplastea; Trypanosomatida; Trypanosomatidae. The record is from RefSeq and is a predicted model, not a curated record. The coding region runs from base 1 to 990 and encodes 329 amino acids. The transcript has a single exon.